Plasmodium gonderi is the source of this 945-nucleotide messenger RNA. Its product is annotated as transporter. The transcript is spliced from 4 exons. Gene Ontology annotation, biological process: nitrite transport; transmembrane transport. The record is from RefSeq and is a predicted model, not a curated record. Lineage: Eukaryota; Apicomplexa; Aconoidasida; Haemosporida; Plasmodiidae. Gene Ontology annotation, cellular component: membrane. Gene Ontology annotation, molecular function: high-affinity secondary active nitrite transmembrane transporter activity. Bases 1 to 945 code for a protein of 314 amino acids.
AUGCCAAAGGGUAGCAACAAAUAUGUCAUAGAUCCUUUAAGUGUAAAGACUACAUGCUCUAGUGAGGAAUCCUACAUUCGAUGUGUUGAGUAUGGCAAAUCCAAAGCCCAUUACUCGAAUUGGACAUUGUUGAUGAAGGCUAUAUUGGCUGGAAUUUUUGUUGGUCUCUGUGCUCAUGCAUCAGGCAUAGCAGGGGGCCACUUCUACUACCACAAAUUGCGAGAGCACGUAGGGAUUUCAAUGAGCAUAUUCGUAUACGGAUUCACCUUUCCAAUAGCUUUUUUAUGUAUCAUAGCAACGGGAUCAGAUUUAUUUACGGGAAAUACUUUAGCUGUUACAACAGCUUUAUUACAAGGAACAAUAUCUGUAAUAGAAUACAUACGAGUGAUGAGCAUCUCUCUCUUUGGCAAUUAUGUCGGUGCAGUAGCAUUUGCAUUUUUCGUUUCCCAUGGAUCAGGAGCAUUUAAAAAGAAUAGUGAUAUAGAUAAAAAUCAUAUUUUUCAAUUUAUAAAUGAUAUUUCUACAAAAAAAGUGAAACAUACAUUUAUUCAAUGCAUAUGUCAAGCAGUUGGAUGUAACAUUUUUGUUUGUUUAGCUGUUUAUUUCGUCCUUACAAUUAAGGAUGGAUCCGGAAUAGUUUUCAGUGUAUUUUUCGCUGUCUAUGCAUUUGCCAUAGCAGGAUAUGAACAUAUAAUCGCAAAUAUUUACACACUCAAUCUUGCCUUGAUGAUAGAGACAGAUGUCACAUGGUCUAAAGUUUACUUUAGCAACUUGCUUCCAACAUUCAUUGGAAAUUACAUUGCUGGUGCCUUAGUUCUGGCAUGUCCUUUGUUUUUUAUUUAUCGCGAAAGUUACAAGAACUACAAACAGAUUGGUAGUAGCGGAAACAACUCUGCAGUGAAAAGCCUGUCUAUAGAAAUGCAGAAUAGUAGCAAUGCAAUGUAA